GGGUAUGUGUGUGUGUGGAUUUUCCCUGCAUUUACACAGGACGGGAUGGUUCAGGGACGGAAUGCAAAGGACAGACAGAUAGACAUGGAGAGACGGAAAACGGCCAUGCAGGACUGGACUUUGUCAUGACGGGACUCGGUUUUGCACUUAUCGUACUCCGGCAUUCGAGAGGAGCCGAACCGAAUUACAGUGACGACGUUGUUAAACCCGUUAUCACCACCAAUCAGGCCUGGAUUGCGGCUGUGGCCGACGAUCUGGUUCCGCCGCUAGGGCGAAGGGUGAGCGUGCUCGGCGCCAGAUGUGUGAGCGCGAGGCUUUCGUUUUGUUGUGUUGCCGUCAGAUGCUUAGCAGUUAGUAUACACAAGCCAAGAACCCUCGAAACCAACACCAUCGAAUCCCACAGUGCGAGAUCUUCGCUGAUUUUUUUGUGAAUUUCGCGGUCUAAUUACUACUCUACUGUACACGCUCCUACAAAAACAGCGCCUAGGAAGCUAGAAAUCCCCACCCACGCACCAA
Messenger RNA from Dothidotthia symphoricarpi CBS 119687, 516 nucleotides. RefSeq lists its product as uncharacterized. Lineage: Eukaryota; Fungi; Ascomycota; Dothideomycetes; Pleosporales; Dothidotthiaceae. The transcript has a single exon. The record is from RefSeq and is a predicted model, not a curated record. Bases 126 to 431 code for a protein of 101 amino acids.